UGGCGCAUUCUAGAUGAAAUCCGGCUGCAGUAGGCAACUAUCGGGGGUGUCUGCUCCUCGUUUAUGCAUCAGUCUCCUCGUUCCGCUGGUCUCUCAGGCUUGUGCCGGGUCACCGAGCAUCUUUUCCUGAGUAAUGGCAGAGCAGCCAGGGACUGCUCCCAGGUGACGGAGAAUGGGAUAACCUGCAUCAUAAACGCCACAGAGACCCGGGGCGGCUCUGAUCCUCCGCCCGGCGUGGAGUACAUCCACAUCCCGGUGUCUGACUCCCCGCUGUUCCUGCUCAGGGAUCACUUUGACCAGGUGGCGGAUAAAAUACAGAGCACAGCAGAGCAACAUGGCCGCACACUGGUGCACUGCAACGCCGGCGUGAGCCGCUCCGCCGCCCUCUGCCUGGCCUAUCUGAUGAAGCACCGCGGGGCCACCCUGCUGGAGGCCCACCGGCUGCUGAAGAGCUGUCGGCCCAUCGUCAGGCCGAACCCCGGGUUCUGGAGGCAGCUCAUCCAGUACGAGGCGGAGCUGCGUGGGAGCAGUUCGGUCAGCAUGGUGCCCUCCUGUAUAGGAGAAGUACCCGACAUUUAUGGAGAGGAGGCCAGGAACAUGGUGCUGCUGUGAGGGACCAACACAAGAUAUCUUUUGGGUCCGAGGACAGAUUUAAUGUAUUACAUAUUACUGGGCGAACUGAAGACAUUUUACACGUUUAAUCAAAUGUAAUUGAGAAUUAAUUGCAAAAAUAAAAGCUAAAAUACCAACA
Molecule: messenger RNA, 751 nt
Organism: Fundulus heteroclitus (mummichog)
Lineage: Eukaryota; Metazoa; Chordata; Actinopteri; Cyprinodontiformes; Fundulidae
Product: dual specificity protein phosphatase 18
Exons: 1
Coding region: 64-612 (182 amino acids)
Biological process (GO): protein dephosphorylation
Molecular function (GO): MAP kinase tyrosine/serine/threonine phosphatase activity
Source: RefSeq, a predicted model, not a curated record